AUGUCUGCCAUUGCGAAACGGAUCAGGUCGUUCACCGGCGACGAGUACGUUGCUGGUCUGUGGCGGAGCACCCUGGAGCAAGACUUGAUGUGGAGAACAGUGAGAGAGAGCAAGGCGCCAGAGACGUUCACAUCAUCCGCGAAGAGGGAAGAAGAAGCUGCCCGUGCUGUUCAUAUAGCGCCUUCGGCCGAGGCUUUGUGCAAUGUGCAUGAUUUCCACCUCGAAUACGUCACGGGCGACACAACAGGCCUGAUCAAGAGCGGCUAUCUGCGACUUUGGGGCCAGCUCAGACGUGUUGAGAUGCUGCGUAUGGGGCCCUUUUCUGUAGACAAGUGGAUGAAGGUACAUAAGUGGAAGAUUUAUAUCGGCGGCGAGCUCAUCGAAACCAUGGCCCCGAUCAAAGUAUAUCUGGACUCCCCCACGACGACGGCGUUCGACAGCCAGGACACUCCUACGACACGAUAUUAUCUUCCUACGUUUAAGAGGGUGUAUCGUCGCAUUGGCACUAUGAAAGUGUCCAAGUACUCAUGGAAAGAUGUUGACGAGAUGGAUCCUCGAUUUCUCGCGGCCCAGGAGGACGAGGAAUUUUUCCCUUGUGAAGAAUACCGUGACGGCCAGCAUUUAUUCUCACGCCUCAAAGCCGACGACCAGGCUUCCGAAAUCUUGUACCGCCGCGCCAACCUGCAGCACCUCGUCGACAACUUAUCGCCAUGGGAGCUCGUCGCUCUCAGGACCAUGGUCAACGCAAGAACACCUCAAAUGAGCUCCAUGUCUGACCUCCCCAGCGAGCUCGUCUCCAUGAUUGCUGAGUAUCUGACCACGAAGGAUGCCCUUGCCUGCGCCGCCGUCUCCAAGGGAUGGCGCACCGUCUGGACUGAGCCCUCCGUUGCCAAGCAUCUGGUGACUACUCACUUCCCGGAACUGUCCGCGCUGCUUUCUCUGCCGUCCUCGCAUCCGUACGCCAGUGAUUCACCGUGGAAAACCUUCGUCACCGCCGCAGGCAAGACAAUACCCCGCAUCGAUGGAAGGUUCGUCUCCACGGUCGCCGUGAGCGAGAUGCUCUACGAAAUUCUGCAGACCAAAACAUUCGAGAUGGACGAAAAGACCGUCGCGUACGUUGAGGGCGCAAUCGAAAGAGGCUCCCGUCCUUCGGAGCACACCGAGAGGCACUUUGCAUACUCCAGCGGGCGCCUGGCCUGGCAUGUUGACCCCUAUGCUAUAUUCAUCGACGAUCUACGCAGAACAACCAGAUCCCUUGUCGCGAUACCGGAUCUGGUGGAAAAGGGUGAGAGGGAUUUUGUCAUCUGGACCAUGACUGAGAACAUUAUCAUCUUCGUAGACCGCGCUACCGACCGCACCAUGAUCGUGUACCACAUGGAUAAAAAGGAGUUCCGACGCGUCACCCUCCCAAAUCGCGUCAAGAGAAUCACUGCCCAUGCAGAAGCUGCAGUGCUUGAGUUUUCCAUCAACAACCCAAUCUACGCCGUUCCGCAUGUGUUCCGCUGGGGAGUCGGCCUCGCGAAGCUGCAACUCCUUCCUUUUACGAGAGAUGCUGAGGAUUAUGAAGAGGUGGACAUUGACCGCCCAGAGGGUUUCAUGUUUCAUCCUACUGAAAGCAACGUGAUCUACUACUUUGCACAUGGAGAGGAAGAUCCGUUUCUAGAAGAUUCCGUGGAUAGCGAGCUUCAACUCGCCAUUACCGUGUACAAGUUUGUGGAUUUGAAGUACACCAAGUCGUUCCGGCAUGAUUUCCAUUUACCUAUAUGCGUGUCAAACCCCGAUUGUGGCUUUGUAUACGUUCGGUACGGCGAGCCAAUCACGUCACACGGGCUCUACGGCUUAGUCCAAGCUAUUCCCGAUGAAAUGGCGACUCCUGACCUUCCCGUCUUCCGGUACAACUUCGACACGCUCACGGAGACGUUUUCGGAAACCGUCGAGUUGUACAAGCUCGGCAUGCGGCGGCCCGUAUGGGGAAGGCCCGAUGGCAGCCCGGAGACGAGCGGCGGCCGCAGGUGGAACGGACAGACAUAUUACCUGCAGAAAUGGCGGCCGCACGAGGACGGGCCCAGGAUCUACCAGUUCACCGAAUGGGCCGGGAAGGUCUGGGGCUACAGUGCGGUAUGCGUGGCCGACGAGUCUUCAACUCUGGUCUUGGGCCCGCUGCACGAGAAGGUCUUCUACGACGGUUUGGGAAUCGAAGAAAUCGCCGUCGACGACGAGUUUGUAGUCGGGAUGAGCCCCAUGGGCUACAUGGUCUGGAACUUUGGGGUGCGGGGCGCAGACCGCGAGCCGUGGCAGCUCAACGACGCCUCGUCUCCCAUGCUGACGCGGUACACUGACGCCGAUCGCCAGUGCCCUAUCAAAGGCUGCAAAGGCCCGGGGUCCGCGAAGGCGUGCUACAUCUGCGGGAUUAUGGCUCGCGAUAUGGAUCAGAUCUCGGGUGUGUAUGCUGCCAUGCAAUCUGCAUUCCAUACGGCUUGGCCUCCGGCAGGUGGCAAUUCCGAUUACGACGAUGAAGAUGAUGAAGAUGACGAUGACGACUUUGAUGACGACCUCAUGUACGGCGAUGAUUUUGAUUGA
This is a messenger RNA of Colletotrichum gloeosporioides, 2580 nucleotides long. RefSeq lists its product as uncharacterized. The transcript is spliced from 6 exons. NCBI's taxonomy places the organism in Eukaryota, Fungi, Ascomycota, Sordariomycetes, Glomerellales, Glomerellaceae. The coding region runs from base 1 to 2580 and encodes 859 amino acids. Gene Ontology annotation, molecular function: protein binding. The record is from RefSeq and is a predicted model, not a curated record.